This is a messenger RNA of Oxyura jamaicensis (ruddy duck), 868 nucleotides long. It is a transcript of the gene NRSN2, whose product is annotated as neurensin 2. Gene Ontology annotation, cellular component: neuron projection; neuronal cell body; transport vesicle. Gene Ontology annotation, biological process: nervous system development. NCBI's taxonomy places the organism in Eukaryota, Metazoa, Chordata, Aves, Anseriformes, Anatidae. The record is from RefSeq and is a predicted model, not a curated record.
CAGGACCUGGCUCAGCCCCGCAGGUGCUGUGGCUGCGGGGAGGGCUCUGGCUCUGGGUUCCCCCCCCCCUUGCCCCCUCUGUGCCCCCCCAGGCCCGAUGCCCGCCCGCGGGGCUCCCUGCAGCUGCGGCCGCGGACCCAGCGUGGCGCAGGGGCGGUGGUACGGGGUGCGCUCCUACCUCCACCUCUUCUACGAGGACUGCACCAGGGCCAGCCCGGAUGGGGAUGGGACCGAGUCCUCGUCAACCCGCCCCCCCCGGCACUGGCCCUCCAUUAUCUGGAAGGUGAGCCUCUCCACGGGGACCCUGCUCCUGCUGGCGGGGGCGGCCGCCCUGGCCACGGGCUCGCUGGUGCCCCCCAAGCUGGAGGGCGUCGGGGAGGGGGACUUCGUGGUGCUGGACCUGCAGGCAGUGCGCUACAACCGGGCGCUGGGCGCGUGCCGGCUGCUGGGUCUGGCGCUGUGCGCGGCCGCCGGGGUGCUGAGCGCCGUGGGGCUCCUCUCGUGCGUGCUGGGCCGUGCCGGGGGGGGCCCCGCGACGCCCCCAGGAAGAGGAGCAGCAGCUCUCGCCCAUCCUGCGUGGCAGCCCCCCCGGCCCCGGCGGUGCCGUUCGGUGCCUCCCGCAUCCACGGCGUCCAGCCCUGGAGGGAGACGUGAGGCUUGGGGGGCAGCGGGGGACACCCAGCUGCACCCCGCAGGGUGCCCCCCCCCCCGUGUUCCAGCUGCUGAAGUGCUCAGUAAAGAUGCUGAGAACCCCCUGGCUCUGGUGCUGUGGCUGUGUCAAACCCCUGAGCUGGGGAGGCUGCUUGGGCUGGGACAUCGCAGCGCAGCUCACGGGUGGGGUGGGGUGGGAGCAGCCCCCCAACACUGA